Molecule: messenger RNA, 2348 nt
Organism: Telopea speciosissima
Lineage: Eukaryota; Viridiplantae; Streptophyta; Magnoliopsida; Proteales; Proteaceae
Product: probable LRR receptor-like serine/threonine-protein kinase At1g63430
Exons: 13
Coding region: 174-2123 (649 amino acids)
Biological process (GO): protein phosphorylation
Molecular function (GO): protein binding; ATP binding; protein kinase activity
Source: RefSeq, a predicted model, not a curated record
AAAAAAAAAAAAGGCAAGAAACAUUGUUCAUGAACCUGUUUCCACCUUGAUAGAGUUUUAAGUUUCCUUUCCAUGUUUGGGUUGAUGGGUUCUUUUUCCUGUUUUGGGGAUUUAUAAGAAACUCUUCUUCAUAAAGAAAGAUAGUGCUUUGAGUGCAGAGGCUCGUAGACAAGAUGGGAUCAUUCGGCUCAUUUCUGCUUCUCUUGGUUAUUUGGGGUGUUCUUCUUGCCUCCUGUGAUUCUUUUGUGACCACUGAAGUUCGGGCUUUGACGGCCUUCAGAGAAGCUAUUUAUGAGGACCCUUUAUCUGUUUUAUCAGAUUGGAAUGCGCACGAUGCAGAUCCUUGCAACUGGUCUGGCAUUUCCUGUUCACUGGGUCAAGAUCAUGUUAUCAAGCUAAACCUUUCUAGUUGUUGUCUGAGGGGAUUUCUUGCACCAGAAUUGGGUUCCCUCUCCUCCCUGCAAGAAUUAACUCUUCACAACAAUAGUCUACUUGGGACGAUACCAAAAGAAAUUGGCAUGUUGAAAAAUCUGAAGGUCUUGGAUCUGGGUAUGAAUCAACUUACCGGGCCCAUUCCCCUUGAAACCGGAAAUUUGACCAGUGUCAUGAAAAUAAACCUUCAAUCUAAUGGAUUAUCUGGCAGUGUGCCUCCUGAGCUUGGCAAUUUGAGAAAUCUUGUGGAACUGCGCUUGGAUAGGAACAGGCUUCAAGGAACUGUUCCUGGCAACAACUCAAGUUCUGCAUCAAACACACAAGAGAUGUAUGGCUUCUGCCGCUCAUCUCAGUUAAGGAAUGCAGAUUUCUCAUACAACUUCUUUGUUGGUAGAAUACCUCAGUGCCUGAAUUAUCUUCCCAGAACAAGUUUUCAAGGUAACUGCUUCCAAGAUAGAGAAUCGAAACAACGUCCUUCAAUACAAUGUGGUGCUUCUCCAGUGAAUCCACCUGAAAGAAACCAUGGUGAAAAUGGGCCUAAGCAUCAUGAGGGGUCAAAACCUGCCUGGCUGCUAGCUCUAGAAAUUGUAACUGGAACAGUUGCGGGUUUCGUUUUGCUUGUUGCUGCUUUUACUGCUGUUAAAAAAUGCAAAGCAAAAUCUACUGAUAUAAUCCCCUGGAAGAAAACUGCGAGCAGCAAGGACUAUAAAGACCAGUUGGUUAUAUGCAUUGAUUCUGAAAUGCUGAAAGACAUAGUAAGGUUUAGCAGACAGGAGCUGGAAGUAGCCUGUGAGGAUUUCAGCAACAUUAUAGGCUCCUCCCCAGAUAGUUUAGUGUACAAAGGCACCAUGAAGGGUGGGCCAGAGAUUGCUGUGAUAUCACUUUGCAUAAAAGAAGAGUACUGGAUGGGAUAUCUUGAGCUGUACUUUCAGAGAGAGGUGGCAGAUUUAGCGAGAUUAAAUCAUGAGAACACAGGAAAAUUACUGGGCUAUUGCAGGGAGACCAAACCGUUUUCAAGGAUGCUGGUCUUUGAAUAUGCAUCAAAUGGGACACUUUAUGAGCACCUUCACUAUGGUGAAGGAUGUCAAUUAUCAUGGACCCGACGCAUGAAAAUUGCUUUAGGCAUUGCUCGUGGUCUAAGAUAUCUUCAUAUGGAACUUGAGCCUCCAUUCACAGUAUCUGAGUUAAGUUCAAGUGCCGUAUAUCUUACUGAGGAUUUUUCUCCCAAGCUUGUUGAUUUUGAAAGCUGGAAAAUGGUGCUAGCAAGAUCAGAAAAGAACUCAGGUUCCAUUGGUAAUGGAAGCGCAUUAUGUGGUUUUCAAGAUUCUCUAGAUGAACGUCAUUUGGAUGUCCAAGGGAAUGUAUUUGCUUUUGGAGUACUCUUAUUAGAAAUAAUCAGUGGGAGGCCUCCAUACUGCAAAGACAGGGGGUGCUUGGUAGAUUGGGCCAAGGAGUAUGUAGAUAUGCCAGAAGUAAUGUCUUAUCUAGUGGAUCCAGAGUUGAGACAUUUCAGAUAUGAUGACCUAAAAGUAAUAUGUGAGGUGGUGAGCCUAUGCAUCCAGUCUGAUUCUGCUAAGCGACCAUCUAUGAAGGAGCUGUGCCCCAUGUUAGAAAGUAGAAUCGACAUUUCAGUAGCUGCUAAUCUUAAAGAGUGUCCUUUGGCAUGGGCUGAGCUUGCUCUAUCUUCAUAAUCCUAUUGAAGAUGCAUACUGUAAAUCAGAAGUAUACAAUUUGUAAUACUUUCUCCUUUCAUUUUUUCCAUUUUAUUCUCUUUAUUGCUUUUUUUUUUCUUGGGAAAAAGAUUGCAUGCUGAAGAAAUAUACAGCUUCAUGCACUGCAAAUCUAAUAUAUUUGUAUACUAAUGACUGAUGAAGAAAGUUGAGAGAUCCCUAAUGUAUUUAAGGAAGGAUUUGUUA